This is a messenger RNA of Metopolophium dirhodum (rose-grain aphid), 1435 nucleotides long. RefSeq lists its product as uncharacterized. Bases 385 to 1077 code for a protein of 230 amino acids. NCBI's taxonomy places the organism in Eukaryota, Metazoa, Arthropoda, Insecta, Hemiptera, Aphididae. The transcript is spliced from 3 exons. The record is from RefSeq and is a predicted model, not a curated record.
CGCGCGCUCGCGGCGCACACACGCACCCGCACGCGCACGCCGGCAGACGGUACGUACGCGGCGGGACCAGAGCUCGCGCAUGCGCACCGGCCGUCGCGCCGGCGACGGCAGCUGUUCCGCGUGCACACGACCGGGGCCGGGACCGAGCCGGCCAGCUCGAUACCGCGCCGCGCCGUCGAUGUGGGCCCCACGCGCGUGAACCAGUGCGAGGACGACCGCCGCCGUGUCGCGUUACGUACUGUUCUUCAGCGGUCUGGUGUGCGUGUGCUUGUGUGUGCGCGCGCGCCUUUCCGUCAGUGUUCUUUUUGUUGACCGUCGGCCGGGCCUGGGUUUCCCCGCGGGGCCCGUGAAAAAGCGCGCCAAAAACCACCGAGGUCCGUCGUCAUGGACGUCAAGAAACGGUACAUAUGGUCCGACCGGGAGACGGAACACUUCAUCAGACUCAUCAUCGACAUGGGCAUGACCAACAUGCUGGACAGCAAGAGGAAAAGGAAUUCGGAUCUUUAUUCCAGUCUGGUUGAACCAAUGGCAGCUGCUGGUUUCAAUAGAGACGCGACGCAACUGAGAACCAAGUGGAAACACUUGAAACAAGAUUACAAAUUAGAGUUGGUGAGAAUUGAUAAAAACGGUGCGGCGAGUUCAAGGAUGUCGUACUUUCAUUUGCUCCACGAAGUAUUGAGCUGCAAACCAAGCAAUGCCAUGACGUACCUCUGUGAAGUUGUUUCGAAUUCUCCUCCACGGCUCGACACCGUAGAAAGCAUCAAGACUGAAUACUUAGACGACAUGAAAAUGGAAACGGACUACUACAGAGUGACCGAACCGCAGGUGGACAUCAUCCAGUCGUGCGACGUGCAGACCCAGACGGAAGGCACGCCGGAACAGCACCUGCUUCAAAAGCUGCACGCGCUGGAGAACAGCAUCAACGUCCUGAGAGAAGACUGGCGGCGAGAUCGGGAGAUGCAAAACGUGCUGAUGGAAAAGCACGCGAGGAGGAUGUUGGAGCACCAGAAAACGUUGAUGGACAAUUUCUUCGCCAAGACCAAAUCGCACACGCUUAGAACCAAAAACAAAGACUGAAGCGGUUCGAGCGCAGUAUUCGAUGCGUCGGCGUUAUCGAAACCCGCGAUUCAACGAUGUCCUCUCAACAAGGACAAUAGGACAUAUUAUUAUUGUUAUCAUCAAACCCGUGUUGUCGUUAUUGAUGAUAACGUACCUAUAUAUAUAUAUUUGUAAUUCUCCACUGUAUGUUCAUGUAUUCACGUUAAUGUCUAGCGCGUGUAAAUAUAUACGUUUGUACCAAAUUUAAAACUAUUAUGUCGUAAUAAUGAUAAUAAUUAUAAUACAGUACAUAAUAAUAUUAUAUUGCUCGGUAUGUAUAUAAUAUAUAAUAAUAAUCAUUAUCACUGAGCCAAAUAAAAAUGUUUAAAAACGUGUA